This is a messenger RNA of Carassius carassius (crucian carp), 2999 nucleotides long. RefSeq names its product alpha-1,3-mannosyl-glycoprotein 2-beta-N-acetylglucosaminyltransferase a (gene mgat1a). NCBI's taxonomy places the organism in Eukaryota, Metazoa, Chordata, Actinopteri, Cypriniformes, Cyprinidae. The transcript has 3 exons. Gene Ontology annotation, biological process: protein N-linked glycosylation. Gene Ontology annotation, molecular function: alpha-1,3-mannosylglycoprotein 2-beta-N-acetylglucosaminyltransferase activity. Gene Ontology annotation, cellular component: Golgi apparatus. The record is from RefSeq and is a predicted model, not a curated record. Bases 410 to 1768 code for a protein of 452 amino acids.
CCACAUUAGAUUCAUAUAAAUUACUUGGAUGAGUUGAAAUGGGACAUAAUCUUUAAUGCAACGGAAGUAUGACUAUAUUGGCUUACUGUAGAAGACGGGAAACAUGCCAGAGUAUGAGAGCACGUUGACACAUGCUCUGCUGAAAGUCACCAUGCCACUUUGGACAGAAAUGUCUAUAUCAGAAUCCUGAAACCUGGAAUAUGUCUUAAUUUCACCUUCCUUCAGUAUAAUGUUACAUAUUGCUUCUACAAUUGUGAAAGCUGACUGAAAAAUAUGCAAAGCAUGUGAAUAGAAAAAAAAAUACAUCUAAUAUCCACAAGACUCUUUUUCACAUCCCUUCAUCAAACUUUCCUGUUCUACAUUCCCAUUUCUUCCUUCCUGAAUCCUCUGUCCUAUCACACAUCAGGCCAUGCCACGCAAAAGAAGUCCUCUCAUCAUUUGUGGUGCUUUCAUAUUUGUAGCAUGGAACGCUAUUCUUAUUUUUGUCCUCAUGAGACGCCCUUCCACUCAAGGGGCUCUUGACAGCCCGGACGAACUUGGUAACAUGGGUGACAGAGCCGGAGGAGGCCAGUUUGGAAAUAUUAUGAAUAAGGUGAUGCAUGUAGCUAAUGCAUUUGAAGCUGAAAUUGAAUCGCAGAAGAAGAUCCUAUUGCAAAUCCAGAGCCAUUGGUCGGUUUGGGAGAACAAAGGUGGUGUGACAUCUGCUAAAUCAAAAUCACAAGCUGAACAUUUAGCUCCGGUGGUCAUCCCUAUUUUAGUCAUUGCCUGUAAUCGUGUGACAGUGAAACGCUGCCUUGACAAACUCAUUGAGCACAGACCGUCGGCCGAACUCUAUCCAAUCAUAGUGAGCCAGGACUGUGGACACGCAGAAACAUCUGACGUGAUUGCCUCGUAUGGCAGUCAGCUGACUCAUAUCAAACAGCCUGAUCUUUCUGAUAUCUCAGUACCUCCACAGCAUAAGAAGUUCCAGGGUUACUACAAAAUCUCAAGACAUUACCGUUGGGCAUUCAACCAGGUUUUCAACACCUUUUCAUACUCCUCAGUUGUUGUUGUGGAGGAUGAUUUGGAGGUUGCCCCUGAUUUUUUUGAGUACUUCAGAGCACUUCAUCCGAUUUUAAAAUCAGACCCGACUCUGUGGUGUGUGUCUGCCUGGAAUGACAAUGGCAGGGAAGGAUUUGUGGACCCUGGAAAAGCGAGCCUGUUGUACAGGACAGAUUUUUUCCCAGGCUUGGGUUGGAUGUUCACAAAAGACCUCUGGGCAGAGAUCGAGCCAAAAUGGCCGGCCUCGUUUUGGGACGACUGGAUGCGCCACCCCAGUCAGCGCAGAGACAGGUCCUGCAUCAGACCAGAAAUUUCCAGAACUUUAACGUUCGGUCGGAAGGGUGUGAGUUUAGGGCAGUUUUACGACAAGUAUCUCCGCUUUAUUAAGCUCAAUACCGAAUUUGUGCCUUUUACAAAAAUGGACCUUUCUUAUUUAGAAAAGAAGAAAUAUGAUGAGAGUUUUGAGAAGGAGGUUUACGGUGCUCCGGUUGUCACCGUGGAGGACUUGCAAAGUGGGAAACUAACUGGGUCUGGCCCAUUUCGGGUGCAGUAUUCUAGCCCUGACAGUUUUAAAACAUUGGCUCGCAAUCUUGGUGUGAUGGAUGACCUGAAGUCAGGAGUCCCACGAGCCGGGUAUAGAGGUGUAGUUCAUUUCCUUUUCCGUGGAAAGAGGGUCUAUUUAGCUCCACCAGCAGGAUGGAGCCAGUACGAUCCGAGCUGGAGUUGAAGUGGGCUUCACCUACUGUACAUCACAGGAAUUUUUUAUUAAGAUGUGAAACACAUGGAAAUUCUAUUUCAUAUUACCUGUUCUGUAUCACCUUGCCUUAAUUCCAUUGUGCUGCUUAAUGAUGGAAAAACCUCUAGUAAGGGUUUUAGAAAAGAGAUAUGAUACCAAAGAUGAUAACGUAUUGAUCACUCAGACUUUUUGCCUCAGGUUUCAUUAUUUGUCUUUAUGAAGUCAGCUAGGAUUUAUCUGAGAACUAUGUCACCAUUAAACUCACAGAUUAAACCUAAAUCUUACGCUGACCAGCUAUACACAUUUUUCACACCAAGUAUAUUUGUCCAGGAACUAAAAAUGGGGGUAAAUAUGUUUAAAAAAACACUUAUUUUUAAGACUGUGAAUACUGCUCUAAGUGCCUUUGAAUGUAGGUUUUUUUUUUUGCUUCACCUCUUUGUCUUUAUUUGUCACUUUUUUUGUCACUUUCACUUUAUUAAAUUGUGUAUGGUUCAUGGCAUAGUGUUUGAAAUAUGUGAGGAAAAAUCAUUUGACACUUAUGUUUUGUGUUUUACUUAUAUUAUUAUGACUCAUUUAUUGCUCAGAUAAAUAAAAAUGCUAAUAAAAUAAUACACUAGAAUAUUCAUAACUGCAGCAACAAUAUUUCAAUUCAGUCCUAAGCAUACAACAAAAAGAAUUUACAUAUAAAAAAAUAAAAAUAAUGAAAACAUACUAAUACGGAGGGUUUAUGAAAAAGAGAAAUAAAAAUAAAAACAGCAGAUCAAAGUUUCACAUUUCAAUUUAACGUUACGUUACCAAAUAAAAUUGUAUCUAUUUUGUUAGCAAUACGAGAGUCAAAGAAGACAUUGAACCAUAAAUACCCAAAAAACAUAGUUUAGAAAUACUAUUUUUUUCUUUUGUGUAUAAAAUUUACCAAAUAAAAAUUAUGAUUAUUUAUUAGCCACACAAACGAGUCAAAGAAAGUCACUAAAACGCUCCCACGUUAUUACGUUACACGACGUCAACUACAGUAGCUCAUUAGUCCUAAAGGCUUUCGUUUCGCGUUUUAUAUUUACCUCACUCAUAUAUUACAUUUCGUGUUGUUGAAUGGCGGAGGGAGUGCGAUGUUAGCCAUGGGGCAAAACUGAGGCGUAGAAUGGACUUUUGGCGAUUAUUUGUCAUGUAAUCUGCAUAUUCUUCAGUUUAUCUUUCAUGGCACUUUUAAACUCAUCAAACCGGUUUA